Molecule: messenger RNA, 789 nt
Organism: Caenorhabditis remanei
Lineage: Eukaryota; Metazoa; Nematoda; Chromadorea; Rhabditida; Rhabditidae
Exons: 4
Coding region: 1-789 (262 amino acids)
Biological process (GO): mitochondrial electron transport, succinate to ubiquinone
Molecular function (GO): succinate dehydrogenase (quinone) activity; electron transfer activity; flavin adenine dinucleotide binding
Source: RefSeq, a predicted model, not a curated record
AUGCUCCGAGCCGCCAGCAACGGCCUCCGCAAUGCGGUCGCCGCCCGUUCAGUUUCGCUGUCAGCUGCCAAUUACAGCGACGCGAAGCGAUCUGAAAUUGCACAAUACAAAGUCGUCGAUCACGCAUAUGACGCCGUCGUUGUUGGAGCCGGAGGAGCUGGUCUCCGUGCCGCUAUGGGACUUUCCGAGGGAGGACUCAAGACUGCCGUUAUUACCAAACUUUUCCCAACCAGAUCUCACACCGUCGCCGCCCAAGGAGGUAUCAACGCUGCCCUCGGAAAUAUGAAUCCAGAUAACUGGCGCUGGCAUUUCUAUGACACCGUCAAAGGAUCAGAUUGGCUCGGAGACCAAGAUGCAAUCCACUACAUGACUCGUGAGGCUGAGAGAGCUGUCAUUGAGCUUGAGAACUACGGAAUGCCAUUCUCUCGUACCACUGACGGAAAAAUUUACCAACGUGCCUUCGGAGGACAAUCCAAUGAUUUUGGUCGUGGAGGACAAGCUCACAGAACUUGCUGCGUAGCUGACCGUACCGGACACUCCCUUCUCCACACCCUCUACGGUGCCUCCCUCCAAUACAACUGCAACUACUUCGUUGAGUACUUCGCCCUCGACCUUAUCAUGGAGAACGGCGCCUGCGUCGGAGUUAUCGCCAUGGACCUCGAAGACGGAACCAUCCAUCGUUUCCGCUCAAAGAACACUGUGCUUGCCACCGGAGGAUACGGAAGAGCCUUCUUCUCCUGCACAUCUGCUCACACUUGCACCGGAGACGGUACCCGCUUUGACCGCUAG